Molecule: messenger RNA, 1361 nt
Organism: Tachysurus vachellii
Lineage: Eukaryota; Metazoa; Chordata; Actinopteri; Siluriformes; Bagridae
Product: calcium uniporter protein, mitochondrial-like
Exons: 8
Coding region: 231-1232 (333 amino acids)
Biological process (GO): mitochondrial calcium ion homeostasis; calcium import into the mitochondrion
Cellular component (GO): uniplex complex; mitochondrial inner membrane
Molecular function (GO): calcium channel inhibitor activity
Source: RefSeq, a predicted model, not a curated record
ACACACACACACAAAACUCCUCCCUCACACACACACACACACCACUCCUCAGUUCCGUACUCUGAUAGAAAGAAAACGUUUUAAAUGUAAGUGACAUCAGAAUCACUAUUAAACGAAGACAGUAGAAUUUUAUGGACAAACAGACUACACUCUGCAUUACAACAACCAAUCCGUGUCGGAUAUAAAUGAAGACGACAUCUUAAAGUUGUGCUACAGUUUAUUUUUCAGCCAUGGCUGCUUUAAGAACGGUCAAACUGUAUGGAUUUUAUCGCAGUCUUCCACAGAGCUGUUCCGCGUUCAGAACAAGCGCAAAUCCUCUGCAAACGUUCAGUCGGUGGAGUCUUUCAGUCGCCUGCUGUAGCACCGUAGCACCAUCUAGUGAUCUUUCAGUGCAGUACAAACAUGGCCGCCCUGUACUGGCUCUGCCUCUGCCUUCCAGACAGGAGAAAUGUCUGUUCCACCUGAGACCCAUGCUCUCAACCGUCAGUGACUUUAUUUGUGACAUCCAGAGAGAAGAUCCAGGAGUCUCAACAGCUUCUGUACAUACCACAGAUGGUGUAAGGAUUGACUCCACUGCAUCUGUGAACACUCUGCUCAACAGGGACUUUCAGCUGCGCAUCAACGGAGUCGUCUACAACGUCCAAGCAGCACCAACAGAAACUGUGCCAAACGAGGCUGCAACGAGUGUGGCAGAUAUAAAGAACAUGGUACACAUGUUACACACAGCACUGAACCUUCCUGAGCAUCACCUGAUGAAGGAAAGGCAUCUGCAACAGAAACUGGACAUUCUGAAACAAGAACUCAUGCCUCUAGAGCAGAUGAGGGCCCAUCUUGACAGGAAGGCCGAGCACAGUUCUUCGCGUGCUGUCUGGGCGGGUUUGGCUCUGCUCUCGGUUCAGGGUGGAGCUCUGGCCUGGCUCACAUGGUGGGUUUACUCCUGGGACAUCAUGGAGCCUGUCACCUACUUCAUCACCUACGGCACCAGCAUGGGGGUCUACGCCUACUACGUUCUCACCAAGCAGGACUAUGUUUAUCCAGAUGCAAAAGAUAGACAGUUCCUGCAUUACUUCUAUAAAGGUGUCAAAAAACAGAAGUUCAACGUGGAGAAAUACAACACACUCAAAGACGAGCUGGCUUCGGUAGAGAAAGACUUGCGACGUUUGCGAAACCCAAAUCGACUCCAACUGCCUGUGGAGCAAAUCGAGCCCAACAGUCAUGCUGCACUUCCCUAAACAUACAGUAGAGCUUAAUACUGGUGUUAUUUAUAAUACUGUUUACAGAUAUUAUUUCAUGGCAGACUUUUAGAAAACACCAUAUUAUUUGGAUCAACCAAAUAUUUAAAAUAAAGCACUUAUACUGGA